CAAGACAAGACAAAGUUGUUUUUCAUGACGUUGUUGGUGACUAGUGAUUGUUGAUUGAUAAUAAAUAUUAUAUUGCUCAUUGUGAUAUCAUACAUACGUUUUGGAAAGAUUUUGUUAUUGUGAUUUUUUAAUGGAUAAUUUCGAUUUAUAACCAUGGGGAUUUUUGGCAAUUCUUCACCAUUUGAUCAAGACGUUGAACGAGCUACGAGCGAAAACAAUACGAGCGAGGAAUGGGGACUGAUCAUGGAGAUCUGUGACCGCGCCGGGUCCUCCGCCCAGAGCGCCAAGGAGUGUCUGCGCGCCGUCAUGAGGCGUCUGGCGCACCCCGACCCCCACGUACAGGUACACGCCGCCACGCUGCUCGACGCCUGCGUCGCCAACUGCGGCCGCGCCUUCCACCUCGAGGUGGCCUCGCGCGACUUCGAGACCGAGUACCGCCGUCUGCUGGCCCGCGCGCAGCCCGCCGUGGCGCAACGCAUGCGCGCGCUGCUGCGCAAGUGGGCCGAGGGAGAGUUCCGCGACGACCCCCAGCUCGACCUCAUCCCGUCCCUGCACGCCAAGCUGCGCGCCGAGGCGGGCGAGGCGCCGCGGCCCGCCGCCGCCAGCGACGCCGCGGCCGCCGCCGCCGCGCAGCGCGAGCAGGAGGAACUGGCGCGCGCCAUCGCGCUGUCGCUGCGGGACGCGCCCGGCUCGGCCGCGCCGUCCGCCGCGCCGCUCUACCCGCGCGUCGACGCGCCCGACGCCGCUACGCCGCGCAAGGUUCGCGCGCUCUACGACUUUGAGGCUGCCGAAGAUAAUGAGUUGACAUUCUUAGCUGGCGAGAUAGUGCACGUAACCGACUCUAGCGACCCCAACUGGUGGAAAGGUUACAACGAGCGAGGCGAGGGCUUGUUUCCUGCCAAUUUCGUAACGGGCGACCUGGCGGAAGUACCGCGCGCCGCGUCGCCGGGCGGGGGCGCGACGGGCGCGGCGGGCGCGGGCGGGGCGGGCGCGGAGGCGCGCGACGAGGCGCCCGUGUGCAUCGACGAGGCCACGAUGGACGCGGCGCUGAGCGCGCUGCACGAGGCCGACCCGCGCGAGGCGGGCGCGGGCGAGGCGGCGCUGGCGCGGCUGGAGGCGCGGGCGCACGCCAUGGGCGCGCUGGUCGACGCCGCGCUCGAGCGCGCCGACCGCCGCCACGCGCGCCUCACGCAGCUCAGCGCCGAGCUGGUGGACGCGCUCAACCUCUAUCACUCGCUUAUGCGCGACCCCCUGAAGCCGUUCGGGCACGGCCCCCACGGACAGCCCGGCCCGCCGGGUCCCCCCGGCCCUCCCGGCCCGCACGGCCCGCACGGCCCCCACGGCCCGCACGGACCGGGCCUGCCGCCGCCGGGCGCCUACCCCCCUCACGCCUUCGGACCUCCGCCGCUGCAUCCUCCGCCUCCCCGAUGCUGAGGUGCCGGAUCUGCUGCCCGCUGCUGAUCAUACUGUAUGGUGAUAUUGUUGUUAUGUUAAAUAAAUAAAUGUAUCUAUUUAAAUUUUAACUUUCUGUAGCAAAAUAAAUUUAUUAAAGGAUCAUUAUUCACUAAUAUGAGGAUAUAUUAUUUCUAUUCUUGUCGUAGAACUAAACCAUUUAAUGUACUCGUAUUACAUACUUAUUAGCAAAAUGUUGAUGGAAGUCCCCUACUUCAUACAAUAGCUAGGUAUCUAUAAAACCGACCACUCAACAGAAAGGAGGUACUUAGCUUCAGUGAGUUCGUUCCAUAUUUUUGUGUAUUGUUAUUUCGUU
This is a messenger RNA of Spodoptera exigua (beet armyworm), 1768 nucleotides long. Lineage: Eukaryota; Metazoa; Arthropoda; Insecta; Lepidoptera; Noctuidae. The record is from the annotation of a GenBank genome assembly.